AUGAUUAUUAUUUCUAAGAUUUGUCAUUCUUGUCAAUCAGUCAUGCGCCCACGUUGUAUGAAAAAUUCAUGUUGUCUUGCACUUCGUUCUUGCAUACGUCCAUCUACCGGUAGAUCUCUUUAUGCUCUUCUUAUAAAAGAUAUUAUUAAAUUUCAACGAAAUCCAUUAAUGCUUAUUAUUCAACUUCUUCUACCAAUUCUACAAAUAACUUUAUUUUGUUUAUGUGUUGGACGAAAAUUAACUGAUAUUCCAAUAGGAUUUAUUUCACGUGAAACUAUUCGAUCGACUUCUGCGAGUGGAUUAAUAUUUAAUAAAAUUGAUAAAAAUGUUAUUAAUCUAAUUGAAUAUAAAUCGAUAAACGACGCUCGAGAUUUAUUUCAUUCGGGAUAUUUAUUCGGAAUUAUGGAUAUUGGUGCAAAUUUUACUCGAGAGUUUUUUGAAAAAAUAAAUUCUUGUUCAUUUUCUGACGCAAAUAAAUAUACAGAUUCUCAAGUGACAAUCUAUUUAGAUCAAACAAAUCGACAAAUUGUUUAUACAAUUGCUGAAGAAUUUAUUCGAGCUUUUAAAAGUAUUGAUAUAGAUUUUAAUCUGGGAUUUUUUACAUCGACUUCAUCAAAUCAAUCAUUAUUUAAAUUAGAACAAUUUCAAAAUCAUCUACCAGAAAUUGAAUAUACUUUUACACAUUUUAUGAUACCUGGUAUCGUUCUUUCUGUUAUUUUUUUCUUUAAUGUUGCUCUUACUGCUCUUUCACUUGUCACUGAACAAAGUGAUGGAACACAAGAACGUGUAUGGAUAACAGGUGUAUAUUUACAUUUUCUUUAA
This is a messenger RNA of Rotaria sp. Silwood2, 822 nucleotides long. NCBI's taxonomy places the organism in Eukaryota, Metazoa, Rotifera, Eurotatoria, Philodinida, Philodinidae. The record is from the annotation of a GenBank genome assembly.